Molecule: messenger RNA, 7783 nt
Organism: Nyctereutes procyonoides (raccoon dog)
Lineage: Eukaryota; Metazoa; Chordata; Mammalia; Carnivora; Canidae
Gene: NLRP1
Product: NLR family pyrin domain containing 1
Exons: 18
Coding region: 188-4600 (1470 amino acids)
Biological process (GO): innate immune response; inflammatory response; regulation of apoptotic process
Cellular component (GO): cytoplasm; canonical inflammasome complex
Molecular function (GO): protein binding
Source: RefSeq, a predicted model, not a curated record
CCGGGGCCUGCGCCAAGGCAGAUCUCCUGUCGGUGUCCCACCACCCAGAGGGGCCCCAAGAGGCCAAGUCGUGCUCGGUCUGGAGCUCAGUCCACUCCUCAGUACCACCGGGGCUCAGGCAAGGACCCCAGGAGCACAGAAGGCCUCGCCUCUGUGGACGUUGUGGAGGGCCCCCAGCAGGGUGGAGAUGGCCUGCAGAGUCCAGUGGCGGCUGGCCUGGUACCUGGAGAUGAUGGGGAAGGAGGAGCUAAAGGAGUUCCAGCUUCGGCUGUUGGAACAGCCGUUCUGGGGGGACCCUCCCCACGCCCUGCGGGCCCAGCUGGGGAAGGCACGCAGCAUGGAGGUGGCCUCGCGCCUGGUGGCCCAGUAUGGGGAGCAGCAGGCCUGGGUGCUGGCCCUCCGCACUUGGGAGGAAAUGGGCCUGAGCCGGCUCUGUGCCCAGGCCCGGGCAGAGGCAGGCUUGAUGUCGGCCGCACACCCCCCAUCCCCCGGCUCCCCGAUGGCACCCAGCAUGCAGUCCCCAAACUCACCUAUCUCCACUGAGGUGCUGAGGUUCGUCCAGGACCCAAGGACAAGGAAUUCGGGACAGCCACUGCUGCCGAACACAUCUGGACACAUGUGGAAUGGAGACCCUUCCUUGUGCAAGUACCAAGGCCUUCCAGACUCCCCAGAGUUUCAAGGUUCACCACACCAGGAGUCACCCAGUGCCCCCAUGCCCACGGCAGUGCUAGGGGGCUGGGAGGCCCCACCUCAGCCCAGCCCAGUGCCCAGGAAGCAGGAGGCGCCCAAGGCUGGGUGGCCCGUGGCUGGAACAUCUGGAAACCACAACCCAGGAUACAAAUCAGGCUCUGUGCCCAGUGCUCCCCUUGCACGCUCGCUCAGAUGUCACAGACCUCACUGCUGGGGAGAAAUGUCUCCACCCCCCCAUUGCACAGGUGAAAGAAACAGAUCUCAAACAGCAGGAAUCACAGAAAGGUAUCAGCACCAGAAGAGAAAGAAGCCCUACACCACAUGGUCAUGGGAAGACAAGAACCUGCACCAGAUAUUCAUACAGCUGCUGCUUCUGCAUCAACCUUACCCUAGAGGCCACGAGUCCCUAAUCAAGGGAAGAUGGCACCAUGGGGCAGAGAAGCAAGGACAUUUGAUUGAGGUCGAAGACCUAUUUGGCCCAGGCCUAGGUGCCCAGGAAGAGCCCCAAACAGUCAUACUGCACGGGGUUGCAGGCAUCGGGAAGUCAACACUGGCCAGGCGGGUAAGGAUGGCAUGGAAGGAAGGCCGGCUCUACAAGGACCGCUUCCAACAUGUCUUCUACUUCAACUGCAGAGAGCUGGCCCGGUCCGAGACCAUGAGCCUCAAUGAGCUCAUCACCAAGGCCCAGGCCGCCCCUGUACUUCCCGCUGAACAGAUCCUGUCUCAGCCAGGGCGGCUGCUCUUCAUCCUCGAUGAUUUGGAUGAGCCAAGAUGGGUCUUGGGGGAGCAGGAGUCGGAGCUACAUUUGUCCUGGAGCAAGCAGCGGCCAGUGCACGCACUGCUGGGCAGCUUGCUAGGCAAAACUGUGCUUCCCGAGGUGUCCCUGCUGGUUACAGUGCGGACCACAGCUCUGCGGAGGCUUGUUCCCUCUAUGGGGCAGCCAAGUUGGGUGGAGGUCCUGGGGUUCUCCGAGUCCGGCAGGAGGGAGUACUUCUACAAGUAUUUCAAGAACAAAAGCCAAGCCACCCAAGCCUUCAGCUUGGUUGAGUUAAACCCAACGCUGUUAACCAUGUGCCUCGUGCCCUUGGUGUCCUGGCUGCUGUGCACCUGCCUGAAGAAGCAGAUGCAGCGAGGAGAGGAGCUCUCACUGGGUUCAUCCCAGACCACCACGGCCCUCUGGCUAUACUACCUCUCCCAAGCUCUCCCAGCCCAACUCCUUGGGGCGCAGCUGAGGGGCUUCUGCUCCCUGGCCGCUGAGGGCUUCUGGCGGGGAAUGAACCUGCUCAGCAGGAGGGACCUCAGGAAGCACGGGUUCGAUGAGGCCACCAUCUCCACUUUCUUAAAGACAGGCAUCCUCCGAAAGCAUCCCUCCCCUCUGAACUACCACCUGGCUCACCGCUGUCUCCAGGAGUUCUUUGCAGCCGUGUCCUGCGUGCUGGGGGGUGAGGAUGGUGGAAGCCCUCACCCCGACAGCAUCAGAGGGGCAGAGAAACUGCUAGAGGUGUAUGAGGGACAUGACCUGUUUGGGGCCCCAACCACACAUUUCCUCUUUGGCCUUCUGAGUGAGCAAGGGGAGCGAGAGAUGGAGGCGGUCUUCCAGCGCAAGCUGCCCUGGGAGAGGAAGCGGGACCUGCUGCGCUGGGCUGAGGCGGGGCUCUGGCCUCGGCUCUCCGCACCUCAGCCAUGCUCUCUGCACUUGCUCCACUGCCUGUACGAGAUUCAGGACGAGGACUUGCUCACACGGGCCAUGGCGCAUUUCCACGGGAGGAGCGUGUGUAUCCAAACUGGCGUGGAGUUCCUGGUGUGCACUUUCUGCUUUAAAUUCUGCUCCCACGUGAAAAGGCUUCAACUGAAUGAGAGCCGGUGGGAUGGACAAGCAUGGAGGCCCUCCAGUGUGGUUCUGUUCAGCUGGGUCCCAGUCACAGAUGCCUGCUGGCAGGUUCUCUUUUCCACUCUCCGGGCCUCUGGAAGCCUGAAGGAGCUGGACCUGAGUGGAAAUCACCUGAGCCACCCUGCAGUUCAGAGUCUUUGUAAAGCCCUGAAAUUCCCUUGCUGCCACUUGGAGACUGUGCGGUUGGCCGGCUGCGGCCUGACGGCAGAAGGCUGCAGCGACCUGGCCUCUGUGCUGAGUGCCAGCCCGGCCCUGGCGGAGCUCGAGCUGAGUUUCAACUUGCUCCUGGACGCUGGAGCCCAGCAUCUGAGCCAGGGGCUGAGACAGCCGGCCUGCAGGCUCCGCCGGCUGCUGCUGGCUGGCUGCAGCCUCACGUCCCGCUGCUGCGGGGCCCUGGCCUCCGCGCUCAGCACCAGCCCCCUCCUCACGGAACUAGACCUGCAGCAGAAUGAGCUAGGUGACGUCGGCGUGCGGCUGCUGUGCGGAGGCCUUGGGAGCCCCACCUGCCAGCUCACGCUGCUGUGGCUGGACCAGACCCGGUUAAGUGAGGAGAUGACACAGAUGCUGAGGGCCCUGCAGGAGGAGAAGCCUCAGCUGUUCAUCUGCAGCAAAUGGAAGCCAAGUGCGACCGUCCCCACCGAGGGCCUGAGUGGGGGAGAGACGAGUGGCACAUCCUCACUCAAGCAGCAGAGACAAGGAUCAGAGGGAAGCUGCCCUCAGGUAGGCCAGAUGCAGCUGGGUCGCCCACCCUCUCCUGCUGCCCCGUGGGACCUGAACACAGAGCCUCUGAGGACCGGGGAUGGCUUCUGGGGCCCCCUGGGGCCUGUGGCUCCCGAGUGGCUGGCCGAGGAUGGAAGCCUCUACCGGGUUCACCUGCCUGUGGCCGGCUCCUACCACUGGCCCGACACAGGCCUCCGUUUUGAGGUGAGAGGGCCAGCAACCAUUGACAUUGAAUUCUGCAUCUGGGACCAGCACCUGCCCAGGGCCGGCCUAUGGCACAGCUGGAUGGUGGCGGGGCCUCUGUUUGACAUCAAGGCUGAGCCAGGGGCCGUGGCUACUGUGUGCCUCCCUCACUUCGUGGACCUGCAAGGUAGCGGCGUGGACACCUCCCUGUUCUACGCAGCCCACUUAAAAGACAAGGGGAUGCUGGUGGAGACGCCAGCCAGGGUGGAGGCAGACCACGUAGUCCUAGAGAACCCCAGCUUCUCCCCCAUAGGAGUCCUGCUGAGGACCAUCCACGCCGCCCUGCGCUUCCUCCCCGUCACCUCUGUUGUGCUGCUGUACCAUCACCUGAGGCCCGGGGAAGUCGCCUUCCACCUAUACCUCAUCCCCAGCGACUACUCCAUCCGCAAGGCCAUAGAUAAUGAAGAGAAAAAGUUCCAGUUUGUGCAGAUACACAAGCCGCCCCCACUGGCCUCACUCUACAUGGGCUCCCGCUACACUGUGUCUGGCUCAGAGAAGCUAGAGAUAAUCCCCAAGGAGCUGGAGCUCUGCUACCGCAGCCCCAGGGAACCCCAGCUCUUCUCUGAGUUCUACGUCAGCCACUUGGGGUCGGGGAUCAGGCUGCAAGUGAGAGACAAAAAGGAUGACACAGUGGUGUGGGAAGCCCUGGUAAAACCAGGGGAUCUCCGGCCUGUGGCUUCUCUGGCUCCUCCAGCCCCCGCAGAUGCCCCGGCCUGGCUGCACUUCGUGGACCGGCAUCGGGAGCAACUGGUGGCUCGGGUGACGUCGGUGGAUCCUGUGCUGGACAUGCUGCAUGGGCAGGUGUUGAGCGAGGAGCAGUACGAGAGGGUGCGGGCCGAGGCCACAACCCCCAACCAGAUGCGGAAGCUGUUCAGUUUCAGCAGGUCGUGGGACCGGGCCUGCAAGGACCAGGUGUACCAGGCUCUGAAGGAGGCCCACCCUCACCUCAUCAUGGAACUCUGGGAGAAGUGGGGCGGCAGCAGUGGCAAGCAGGCUCCUCCUGGCCAGCCCAGCAGCUGCAUCUCCAGCACCUGUCAUGAGGCCUGGCUCUGCUGACCACUCGUAGGGGCCUCGGCAUCUCCAUCUGGACACAAGCACAUGUCCGAGCGCCCUCCGGCUCCGAAGUCUUGGGGCUCCAGCGAUGCCCCCGCCCAGGGGGCACCACACAAGGCUCAGCUUUCCCAGGUGGGCUGUCGAGGCGCCACACUACAUCUCAGGGAAUGUCCAUCUGCAGCUGGCAGGACUUCUGCGGACCUUGCAGGAGCCUGAGCUGAGAGCCCAGGGUGGCAGGCGCCGCAGCCCAGCCUGGAGCUGUCCCGGGGCUGCUCGGAUGCAAGGAGGGGCAAGGGGGCCCUGAGGCUGGUGCGGGUGGGCUCCCCGGGGGGAAUCGGGGCCAGAAAGAGAUUCAUUUUUCACUUGUGCCUGUGGGGCUGGGUUUUUGCGUGAACCCAAACUGUGGUCCGUAGUUUCUGAAGGCAAGAUGGGCUGCUGGAGCUGGGAGGGGGCAGAGAAGGAUGCCACAGGGGAAACGGGGUCUGGACCCCACUUAGACGUCUCCUCCAGUACAAAUGGACUCCCUCACCUUUUGCCUGCACUGAGCACCCCUGCACUCCCGUGGCACCUGGUGCCCCUCAUCCCCCUCAGAGCACUCAGCACAUGGCUUCAUACAUCCUGCUCCAUUGCUGGCCUCCCCGCACCAGACAGGAAACUCUCCGAGGGCGGGAGCCACAUGUGAACUCAUCAGUUGACUUCAGAGCCUCGCACAGUGCCUGGCAUGCAGGCGAGCAUGAAGUGAGGCUUUGUUAGUAGGCACUUGGUAAAGGAACCCUCCCCGGGCACAUCCCUCAGCUCCCAUCCUGGCCACUGCACAUCCAUGGGAACACAGGGCUGCCCUCUGGAUGGUCCCCAAGUCAACAGGCCACCCCCACAGUCCCAGGGCGCCAGCAAUCUUAGAACAGAACCUGCUGGUGUUAACAGAUUUACACCAACAUCCUUCUCAUCGCAGGGGAGCCAGCUCUGCCCAAGAUCAGGAAGCACGAGCUGAUUGUACCCCCCACGCUGGUCAUCCUGCUCCCUUGGAGUCACUUCUCCCCCCCACUCACUCGGGCCCACUCCCCUUGACAUCACCCUCUACCUCGAAGCCCAGGGGAUACUCUUCUUCGGCAUUCCUGACUCUGAGGUUAAGACAAGAUCACCAAUGCACAGGCUCCAGCCAGUGCCCUGCAUGUGCUAAGACAGGAACAUUACGCCUUCCCUUCCUGGGGCCCCAUAAACGCUCCCCCUUGCCCACUAACACAGCUCACCCAGCUCCUUGCUGCAGCGACAUGGCUCUCUGACCCCUGCUCGGCUGGGGCCUAAAUUCACACUGUCAGAGCACCCCCAACCCUAUUAUUUGGGACCGCGGGCAUUUGCAUGUCAUGAAACUACAUCGUUCCACGUGGGGACCACAGGGCAGCGAGCUGGGUAGAUGGGGUGUCUCAGACUGAGGAGUACGUGGGGGGCGUUGGGACUGUAAACUGAAUUAGGGGACAGCUCACAGGGGCCACACAGGGCACUGCUGGGGUCUCACAGGAAGACAAGGAAAAGCUGCAGGGGAGGCAGGAGGAGGCUAGAUCUUGGGAAAAAAAGAUGGGGGAGGGAGCACAGAAGGAAGGUCCUCGGGUAUUACUAGGUCAGUGGAAGACGGAGAAAAGCCAGCUGCAAGACUCUCGACUCUCUACUCUCGGAUCAGAGCCUCAAAGUGAAUAGCCAGUGCCCUCUGUGCCCUAGAGUUUCCCAGUAGCCUUUGCUCCCAGGGGCCCAUCUCCCCAUUGAGAACAAGCUAUAGUCUGACCAGGGCAGGAAGCCCCUGUCUUUGCUCAAAGGCUGUCAGCCCUCCCUACCUGGGAGCUUCACUCUCAGUACUGCGAAAAGACACCGAGAACUAUCAAUGUGCCAAGAAAAGAAGUUUUACUGUCCCUGGUCCACCGGGACGACCUCCGUCCAGCCCACUCGAUGCCAAGUGUUUACAAACCGAGUAACACCCACAAAGCUUCUGGCAUCCAUUCACAGUCCCCCAGCACAGUGAAUUCAUACCAUCCCACCCCAUCCCCAGAGGCAAAACCCAUGGCUGUAUUCCCACUACUUCCUCUGGUGGCCACCAAGACCUGUACCCCCAAGGUCUAGCAGAACGCAGGUGCCAGACAUUAGAUGGAAGUUUGCUGAAUUCACACAAGGAAUGAAUUCUCAAGGAAGGAUGCCUUUUUUUUUUUUUUUUUAAGAUUUUACUUACUCAUGAGACAGGCAGAGACACAGGCAUGCGUGUGGGACUUAGGGGACUUAGGGGCCCCUCAGUGGCUAUUCUUAAGGAAUCACUACCUCAGGGCUUCUGGAAGACAGGCAAUACUUGUCCCGAUGAUGAGAGCAAUACAGACUCACUCUGGUUCAGGCCCUAAUCCUGGAACCAGGGAAGGAAGGGGUCCCAGGGAGAAUCCGUGGUCCCUUGUACUGUGGUGAGCCCCAGCCAGGAGGGCGGCUUGGAGAAGGAGCCAGGGAGCAGGGAAAUGCCCGGAUGGGAGCAUGACAGGAGGGCACUUGAUGGGAAGAGAUGGCAUUAGGCAGGCGUCCUUGGCUCUGUCCCUGGUUUCCUAGCAACAGCCAUGGAGCAGGUGGUUGCUAGGCAACUUGGGGCCACCCAGACAGCUGGUGGAGAUCCUCCGUCUGCGUGGGCAUGAAUCAGAACAGCGCAGGGCAGCAUCACUGCCGAGGGUGGCCCCUUGGCCCAUUACUUGUAUUCUCUUGUGUGUUGAUUGCUUUAGUUGCACAGAGAACAAUGUAACAUGAAGUCUGGAAAAACAAGGGGGAGACCAUCGUUGUCCCAACGAUGCAGGAAUGACCACCUUUACCCCUCCAGUUCUGGCCCAUCUCUGCAGGAAUACAUUCCACCCGUGGCCGUCCCUGCGCACGUGGUUUUGAAUCCUGCCUUUCUGGCUCGGAAUCAGAUCAGCUCGAGGACUUGUCAAGAGUUUUCAGGGGACUUCUGUGUGGAGACCAUGCACGGUCCCAUGGGGGGGGCAGAUCCAUCAUUUAAAUCAUCAGGUCCUCCUCUUGUUCCCAAGCUGACCUGGCUUCCCACAAUUUUCUGCCGUGGUAAGCACUACUGCAGUGCACACCCUGUUACAGAGAAAUUUCCUUUACUCUUAGAUCCUUGUCUCUAAAUCAGUAAUAAAGGGGCGAGAUGAUCCUAUCAGGACAUGAAUG